Messenger RNA from Lottia gigantea (owl limpet), 903 nucleotides. RefSeq lists its product as hypothetical. The coding region runs from base 1 to 903 and encodes 300 amino acids. The transcript has a single exon. The record is from RefSeq and is a predicted model, not a curated record. NCBI's taxonomy places the organism in Eukaryota, Metazoa, Mollusca, Gastropoda, Lottiidae.
AUGAAUAAAGACUUAACAAAGGAAUUUCAAGAUUUCGUCAACAGUUUUCAAAAAGCAAAAAGAAAAGGAGUGAUGACAGUUGGAAGAAUUAAGAUAUUCAACGAUCGAUUUAAUACAAAUUUUCAAAUCUAUAACCCUAAAGACAGUCAUUUUCAACCAAGAUAUGUAAACAUAGACUUAGAUUUGGUUUUUUAUUUACACAAAGAACAUUUCUGUUUGAUAAGAAAUAAUAAAGCUUUAGGUAUUAAAGAAAUAGAAGAUAAUUACGAUGAAAAUGUAUGGAGAACCUGCGGGGAUGAUGAUGCAGUAACAUGUUUUGCUCAGUUAAAACUAAACGUGAUUUCACAACCUCAUGAUAAUACUUUAUUCGCUUGGGAUUGCGAAACCUAUAGCGAAAAUAAAGCUAUUCCUUUUUGUUGUACUUUAGUCAAUUUGGAAAAACUAAGGAAAAACCUAGAACUAAUUAAAAGAGUAUUCCCAGAUUUAAAGCCAACUGAUCCCAUUCCAGAAGAAUAUUACAACAAACUCAUGACUAAUAUAGUAGAAAUAUUUGUAGGAACAGAUUGUUUCGAUCAGAUGUUGCAUCGUUUAGGUACAGUAGAUCAAAAAAGACUAACCUUAAUUGCUCAUAACGCCAGUGGUUUUGACAACUGGAUUGCACUUCAAAGCCUUAAUAAACUAACACAAUGUCCACUAGUAACAGAUAAAAAAAUUCUAUCUCUUCCUUUAUCUAAUCCAUAUACAGAAGAAAGAUUGCUGAAAAAGUGGAAAAGAGAGAAAAAAAUAUCUGAUAAAAAUAACUAUUUACAAAACAUAUGUCUCACUUCUUCCUAUCAACAUGAAAAAUCUACUUUGGCGGCAUGGGGUAAUUCAUCCAAUCUACCAAUGAAUUUAAGAAAAUAA